Messenger RNA from Biomphalaria glabrata, 3190 nucleotides. RefSeq names its product beta-1,3-galactosyl-O-glycosyl-glycoprotein beta-1,6-N-acetylglucosaminyltransferase-like. Gene Ontology annotation, cellular component: membrane. Gene Ontology annotation, molecular function: glycosyltransferase activity. The record is from RefSeq and is a predicted model, not a curated record. The coding region runs from base 455 to 1801 and encodes 448 amino acids. NCBI's taxonomy places the organism in Eukaryota, Metazoa, Mollusca, Gastropoda, Planorbidae. The transcript has 5 exons.
GCAUCAAUUUUCAACAACACGUGUGCGUCAACCACUUUUACAUUCAGUGGAUGUACAUCAAGGGAUUACGACUGUAGUGACUAAGCUUUCUGAAAUUCGUGACUUUAUGUGUACACUGGAAGAAUAGAUGUAGGGUCUACGAGCUCAAAAUUUAUGUGUUCAAUAAAUGCCGAGAUUUUAUUUUUAUGAUCGUUUCGAUCUAUCGUUGAAAAAUGAAACAAAGAAUGAAGACAAAUGAGUGUCAAGGAGUGAAGAUAUGGCAAUAGAGAGAUUUCUGGACCUCAAGGCCUACUUUAGUUGUCGUUUUGUUCUAUUUAUUAGCAUUUUUUUAAGCAAGAUUUAGUAAUAAAAUCUCAAAUUUAAAAUAUUAUUGUAAAUUUAGAUUUAGCUUACCAAAGGAGGCCAUUUGUUUCUGUUCCCUUCAGUAGGUAGCCAUGUGUUUGAAGCCUGUAAAAUGAUCAUCCACUGGAAGCGUACAGAGAGUGUACUGUUUACAUUUCUUAUUGUGAUCUGUCCGUGUUUUAUCCUGAUCAUUAAACAGAGUUUCCAUUCAAGCAGAGGUCCAGUUAUAGUUGAAAAUGUAAUAAGAACCUUUAAUGGUACCAAAACGUACACUCCUUCGGCUGAAAGUGAUAACUGUGGAAGCAAUCUAGUUCUUCUGAGACAGUUAGAAGAAAUAGCAAAGAAAAGAAAAGUACCAGAUAUCGACUGCUCGGCAAUAUUCUCUGCAAAUGAAGAAAAACUAAAAGAAGCUGUCAAUAUAGCUAAAGCCUCGCGAGGCGGCCUUAAAAGUGCAUUUUAUUUAAACGCGACUCAAAGUUGUCAAGACUUUCAGAAGUCUCGUGGAUACGUGACGUCAUCUCUUACGUCAGAAGAGGGAAACUUUCCCCUCGCAUUCUCUCUUAUCCUCUACGCCGACUUAGAAAUGGCGGAGCGUCUGCUGCGGGCCGUGUACAGGCCUCAGAACGUUUACUGCCUCCACGUGGAUAGGAAAGUGUCGGUCAACUACUUGAAGGCCAUCACGGCUGUAGCGGCUUGUUUUCCAAACGUCUUCAUCUCCUCCAAACGAGUGAAUGUCGUCUGGGGAAAAUUCAGCGUCCUUAAGGCCGAACUUAUUUGUAUGGAAGAGCUGUGGCAGUACUCUUCCUGGAAGUACUUCAUUAACCUAGCUGGUCAGGAGUUCCCGCUUCGAACAAAUUUGGAACUUGUUCGAAUAUUGAAAGCAUUUAACGGAGCCAACAGUGUGAGCGGUCGGAUCAAAAAGAAUGACGAGAGACGCUGGAGUAAUGCACCACCUCUGUCAGGUAUACAACCAGUGAAAGGAUCAGUUCACAUUGUUGUUAACAGGCACUACGUAGACUUUAUCUUACACACUAAAGCUGCUCUCAAGUUACUGAAAUGGACCAAGAGAACCAGAGUUCCAGAUGAAACGUUCUUCCCCACUUUAAACUUCAAUCCCCAAUUGAGUAUCAAUGGUUCUUACUCAGGAUCACCGAACGAAAUUCAGCAGUCCAUCAACAGAUACAAAAUCUGGUAUACACAGGAACUUUGUGCGGGCCGCCUCAGGCGUGGGAUAUGUAUCUUGUCAACAGGUGAUUUACCCCGACUUGGCCAGUCCAAACAUCUGUUUGCCAAUAAGUUUCUCAUUCAUGAAGACAGCGUAGUGAUUGGUUGCCUCGAGGAAAAACUGGCCAAUGAAACAAGAGACGAGUACGCAUGCCGAAAAAUGUUUGAUGCAACAUGGUACAGCCGACUGGACUUUGUACAAAAACAAAUUAGAACCUAUGGAGACAAUGUUUGAUACAACAUGGUACAGCCGACUGGACUUUGUACAAAAACAAAUUAGAACCUAUGGAGACAAUGUUUGAUACAACAUGGUACAGCCGACUGGACUUUGUACAAAAACAAAUUAGAACCUAUGGAGAAAAUGUUUGAUGCAACAUGGUACAGCCGACUGGACUUUGUACAAAAACAAAUUAGAACCUAUGGAGAAAAUGUUUGAUGCAACAUGGUACAGCCGACUGGACUUUGUACAAAAACAAAUUAGAACCUAUGGAGACAAUGUUUAGUACUAGAUUGCAGGGUCAGAAUUAAUGCAAGAGUGAAGUGAAGUUUUCAUUAAGAGUCUGAAGUAUUGCCCCAAAGACCAUGCCAAGUAAAUAAUAUAAGAGUGGGUGACUAUCAAUAUCGUGGUGAGGUGUGGAUGAAACAGGUGUAGACAGAUGGUUUAGAUCUCUAUUUCCCAUGAUAAAGAUAUUUGUAAAAAUUGUGAUUCCCAUGAUCUAUAAUGUUACUCUUAGAUUAUGUGCCUAUAUUAUGUGCCUAUAUUAUGUGCCUAUAUUAUUUGCCUAUAUUGUAGUCUCUAUAUCAACCAUGUUAGUGUUAGUCAGUUUAUGUGUCACAGUUUGACUAGGACCGAGUGGACCACGUAGAAGUUCGUCACCGUGUUUUUGUUUGGUUUGGAGUACAUUAGGUUUGAAAUAAAUUGACUAAUUGUAUUUUUUGUCGCUGUUUAUUUUUUUUUCUACUUUAUUUGGGUCCAUCACUCAUUUAGCCUCCAAUUAUCUAAGGCCGGCACUGCCUGUAGUUAGCGAGGCCCAGCAUCGGAGGACUGCGCGCUACCGUAUAUAGCACCACCUAAUCGAAUGUAACGGUCGUAAGGUUGUUGGAACCUUUAGACAAGACUUGGGGUGACGAGCUCCUUCUCCUCGCUUGACAGUUAGGAGAACUCCUUUGAACGGUCAACGGGUUAGUUGUUACGAAGGACAAGCACUCUAAACAACUUUUUCGAAGGUUACGUCAAAUAAGAAAAACAACUUGUUAGAUGCUUACCUGUCACUACACUAAGAUAUAGUCUAAAACAAUUUGACUUAUUUGCAAUAGUCUAGUUAUUUUCUACUUUUUAACUUAAUGAGGGACAAAUAUAAAACAGUUUAGGAGUGAGGAGGGAUACACAAGUCUAAAUGGUUGGAGAUACGCCUUAGAAGUGGGGGGAUACACAAGUCUAAAUGGUCGGAGAUACGCCUUAGAAGUGGGGGGAUACACAAAUCUAAAUGGUCGGAGAUACGCCUUAGAAGUGGGGGGAUACACAAGUCUAAUGGUCGGAGAUACGCCUUAGAAGUGGGGGGAUACACAAGUCUAAUGGUCGGAGAUACGCCUUAGAAGUGGGGGGAUACACAAGUCUAAUGGU